Pelobates cultripes (western spadefoot toad) is the source of this 22796-nucleotide messenger RNA. NCBI's taxonomy places the organism in Eukaryota, Metazoa, Chordata, Amphibia, Anura, Pelobatidae. The record is from the annotation of a GenBank genome assembly.
AUUUCCACUACAGUUUAGUGAAAAAAAUCCCCUAUAGCAGAAAAGGUAGAUGAAUAUGGAUCCUAAAAAAGGUCCUCAAUGAAGAUAUAUUGCUUAUGUUAAAUAUUUGUUGCAACCUUAAUUAGGAUUGAAGGUCGCUGAACUCAUUUUGCAGCCUGAAUUUGCUGACAUUCUAUCUGAUUUUUUUUUUUAAAUUGCAAUAUUAUCCAGGAUUCCACAGAUCCCUUUUCCCACUGCGACAUCAGUUCAGUGUUUGUAACCAAAACCAUCGAGCGAGUCAUUUCACCAAUGGCCGUGCAGCUUUGUCACUUGAUCAUUUCCCUGGAAUGUGACAGAGCUAACUACAGUGGAAUACAGUGGGAUUUAGAGCAAAUUGCAGACAAUCUAUCCAAAUCGACCGAACAUUUUGCACACGUAGCUAUCAGGUAAGGCACGUUAGGAUUCUUUAUACCAUGAGGUGUGUAUAAUACUGCACAGACAUCUUUAUUGUUACACGUAGAAUCAUUUACCUGCAAAAGUAAAGGUCUUUUUCGGUCCGCUAGCUUGUCUUUUUGGUUAAUUCUGUUAGUAUUGUAUUAUUUGUAUUCUCUAUUGAAGAAUAAAUAACUAUUUUACAAAAUGGGUCCCGUAUGGUAUUAGUUAUGUAUUGGAAUAUAAACAACCAGCACUUAAAUCAAGACAUAUUGCCACUACCCCACAUGAUAUCCAAGGAUGUAAGUGCAACAUGGAUGAAGGACACCCUGGGUGGGCCAACCUUUGCCCAUCCUAUGCCAGUCCUCAUUGCUUAUUUCUCAGUAAGUAUGCUCUUUGUGAUAGAGAUCUGUGUUCCUGAAGGCACAUAUUCACGUACCUCAGGUUUUAAUACUUUUUACUGUACAUCUGUUCUCAGAAAGUCAUUUUAGAAAAUCACUUUGUUUAUAUAGCUCUAGUCACACAUGUGUGUGACUUACAGCCUUUCUAAACACUUCAUGUAAAGAGAGAUCUAAUGUUUAAGCUUCCUUUAUUGUACAUUUUGUUUAAUUUAUAGUUGAUCUCCUGCACUGUUAAUAGCCUUCUAGACCCUGUCAGAGCCUCCUGUGUGUGAUUAAAGUUAAAUUUACAGAGCAGGAUAUAAAAAAACUUCUAAACUAGGUUAAUAUCUGAUUGAAAAUUAAACCUUUUUUUCUUCAUGUAGGCUGUGUGAAUCACAGCCAAGGGAGGUGUGGCUAGGGCCGCAUAGAAAAAACCAAAAGGGAUUUAACUCCUAAAUGGCAGAGAAUUUAGGAAUGAGACUUCAGAGGCAUGAUCUAUACAACAGAACUGCUUUAUAAAACUAAAGUUGUUUUGGUGACGUGAGUGUCCAUUUAAGGAUCAAUAAUAUUCAUUGAAGAAAAAAAACACAAAAAACAUGGAAACAUAGAAUGUGACGGCAGAUAAGAACCAUUCGGCCCAUCUAGUCUUCCCAAUUUUCUAAAUACUUACAUUAGUCCCUGGCCUUAUCUUAUAGUUAGGAUAGCCUUAUGCCUAUCCCACGAAUGCUUAUCUGUGUUAACCUCUACCACUUCAGCUGGAAGGCUAUUCCAUGCAUCCACUACCCUCUCAGUAAAGUAAUACUUCCUGAUAUUAUUUUUAAACCUUUUUCCCUCUAAUUUAAGACUAUGUCCUCUUGUUGUGGUAGUUUUUCUUCUUUUAAAUAUAGUCUCCUCCUUUACUGUGUUGAUUCCCUUUAUAUAUUUAAAUGUUUCUAUCAUAUCCCCCCUGUCUCGUCUUUCCUCCAAGCUAUACAUGUUAAGAUCCUUUAACCUUUCCUGGUAAGUUUUAUCCCGCAAUCCAUGAACCAGUUUAGUAGCCCUUCUCUGAACCCUCUCUAAGGUAUCAAUAUCCUUCUGAAGAUACAGUCUCCAGUACUGUGUACAAUACUCCAAGUGAGGUUCUGUACAAUGGCAUGAGCACUUCCCUCUUUCUACUGCAAAUACCUCUCCCUAUACAACCAAGCAUUCUGCUAGCAUUUCCUGCUGCUCUAUUACAUUGUCUGCCUACCUUUAAGUCAUCAGAAAUAAUCACCCCUAAAUCCCUUUCCUCAGAUGUAGAGGUUAGGACCUCAAAUAUUCUGUACUCUGCCCAUGGGUUUUUACGUCCAAAAUGCAUUAUCUUGCACUUAUCCACAUUAUAUGUCAGUUGCCACAAUUCUGACCAUUUUUCUAGUUUACCUAAAUCAUUUGCCAUUUGGCUUAUCCCUCCUGGAACAUCAACCAUGUUACAUAUCUUAGUCAUCAGCAAAAAGACAUACCUUACCAUCAAAACCUUCUGCAAUAUCACUAAUAAAAAUAUUAAAGAGAAUGGGUCCAAGUACAGAUCCCUGAGGUACCCCACUGGUGACAAGUCCAACCUUCGAAUAUAUUCCAUUAACUACAACCCUCUGUUGCCUGUCACUCAGAUACUGCCUUACCCAUUCAACAAUAUUGGAAUCCAAACUUAAAGAUUGCAGUUUAUUGAUAAGCCUUCUAUGUGCAACAGUGUCAAAAGCCUUACUGAAAUCUAGUUAAGCAACGUCGACUGCACCACCCUGACCUAUAAUUUUAGUUACCCAAUCAAAAAAAUCAAUAAGAUUAGUUUGGCAUGAUCUCCCUGAAAUAAACCCAUGUUGUCUCUGAUCUAGAAAUCCAUGUGUUUUUAGAUGUUCAACAAUCCUAUCCUUUAACAUGGUUUCCAUCACUUUCCCCACUACUGAAGUAAGGCUUACUGGCCUAUAGUUGCCCGACUCCUCCCUAUUACCUUUCUUGUAAAUGGGCACAACAUUCGCUAACUUCCAAUCUUCUGGGACUACUCCUGUUAACAAUGAUUGGUUAAAUAAAUCUGUUAAUGGUUUUGCUAGUACACCACUAAGCUCUUUUAAUAGCUUUGGGUGUAUUCCAUCAGGUCCCAUUGACUUAUUUGUCUUUACUUUUGACAGUUGAAAUAGAACCUCUUCCUCUGUAAACUCACGUGUAAUAAAUGACUCAUUUAUCCUUUUUCUCAACUGAGGUCCCUUUCCUUCAUUUUCAUCUGUAAAUACAGAACAAAAAUAUUCAUUGAGGCAGUCAGCUAGACCUUUAUCCUCUUUUACAUACCUUCCUUCUUUUGUUUUUAAUCUAACUAAUCCUUGUUUUACUUUUCUUUUCUCAUUUAUGUAUCUAAAAAAAGUUUUGUCCCCCUUUUUUACUGACUGUGCUUUUUUCUCUUGUGUGUGUGAUUUGGAAGCUCUUAUAACUUACUUAGCCUCUUUCUGCCUAAUCUUAUAGAUCAUUUUGUCUUCCUCACUCUGGAUUUUUUUAUAAUUACUAAAAGCUAACUUUUUGUUUUUAACUAUUUUGGCCACAUCUGCAGAGUACCACAGUGGUUUCUUGAAUUUUUUGCUUUUACUGACAAGCCUAAUGCAAUUUUCUGAUGCCUUCAAUAGUGCAACUUUUAAAUAAUCCCAUUUCUCUUGGACUCCAUUUAAAUUGCUCCAGUCUGAUAAUAACUCCUCUACACAUAUUCUAAUUUUAGAUUAAAGUCUAAAACUUUUGUUUUUGUGUGGUGUGACUCAGUCACUGUUCUUAUAUUAAACCACACUGACUGAUGAUCACUGGAUCCUAAACUUUAACCUAUAGUAAUAUCUGAUACCAAAUCUCCAUUUGUUAACACUAAAUCUAGUAUGGCCUCUUUACGAGUUGGCUCCUCAACAACUUGUUUUAGAGACAAUCCCAGUAGUUUAGAAUAUGUGUGCUCCUGGCACAAGUAGCUAUUUUUGUUUUCUAAUUUACAUCAGGAAGAUUAAAGUCACCCAUUAAAGUCACCCAAAAAAAACCCAUUCCCUCCACACAGGCUGCGAGCUCAAGACUGAAGCAUUCUUCAAGCAACAUAGAACUUCAUAAGACCCUGCUGCUUCCCCGAGGCCUGCCUGGUAAAGAUAUUACAUACAUUACCGGGCAAGCCUCAUGGGACUUUGUUUGAGUAAAUUAACCUGUUUAUGUGCAAGUGGCAUUGAACCCUAGUAUGUAAAAUAGAAAAAGUUAAAAUUAUAUUUAACUUUGAAAGAGGAGAUAAUCACCAGAAUUGUCAUAAAAGAGUGCAGAUAUUAAUGUUCUGUUUUCUUGGUUCCUAUUUUUCAAUGUUUUCGGAGAAGGAAUCUUGUUUUCUUAUUCACAGAUGUUUAUAUGUAUUUUAUUUUAAAAGUAAAAGACAUAACAAUGUAGGUUUUCCAUGCAGGCUAAAUGCUCAGUGUGAUGACAAAUGUCUUAAAGAAGAAAUGGAACAAGCUGCAAACGCAGUUCUCAUCAUCGGAAAAAACAUGUUACUGGCCGUCCAGAAACUGUGCAUCCAGCCCAGUGUUCAGAAGCAUCACGAGGAGCUGAUCAUUGCAGCCCAGAGCAUCUUGCUAGGAACCCUAAAGGUGUGAUGGUUGCCCUGUAUCCAGACAUUAGCUAAAGCAGGAAUCAUGGGAAAUGUAUCCAUUUUCACCUUAACUUUUGCUACUCUAUAUUUUGUCAUGUCUCAUCAAUUCCCACGUAGCAAGUAACUUAUAUUGUUGCAAAAACACUCAUUCACUUUGCAUUGUGGUAGAAUUGGAAGUCAAAUUGCUAACUUUUUCCAGUUUAGUAGGUUUGCCAUCUUGGCUAUUUUAGCCUACAAUAUGAUAUUCUGUUUUCACGUCACCACAGUUCAUCGUUUAGUGAGUAACCCCUUAAUAUUUCUGGAGAAGUAAGUGCAAUACAUACAGUGAACUGGUAUUCAAUCAUUAUUACAAUCAGCACAGCACAUUCACACAUGUCUUACUAUACAAAAUGUUUCCAAUUUGUAAUCCAUUUACUUUCAAAAAUCCUCUCCAAAUAGCAUUUAAAAAAAAAAAAAAAUUUCACAAGCAUACACUCUACAUUAUCAUACAUUAGAAAUGUUUAUAGAUCUAAUAACAUUUUCCUGGCUAACCCUGACAACAUGAACAACCGGGUUUGCUCUGCCCGCUAGAUGCCAAUAGGAAUGGAAAACAUAAAUAAAUAAAUAAAAAAUAAGAAGGCCUGUUUGCCACAGAACCACCAGGAUUUUUUUUUCUGUCACACAGUCCAAACGUAAGAAAGGAGCCUGCUUUUGCAGGUAACGAUAUUUAAGGCCCAGCCAAAGUCCAGGUUCUUCACUGAAGACAAUGUAAACAUUACUUAAGCAGAGGUGAUCACUUCUUUUAGUAACUGGUGUUCUGACCUAAUCUCUCUCCUUGAGGAUAUGACAAUGACAGGGGUGGAUCCAGAACCUAAUCUCGGGAGGGGCACUGGUAGAAACAAUCCUGGCACAAUAACCACUACAGCUCUUUGUAGUGGUUAUGGUGCCAGGAGUACCGUGGCACACUCCCAGAGUAAGUAGUCAAACCGUUUAAGAACGGUUUGCCACCUUACCUAGCCCUCGGUCAGGCGCAACUGAUCCAACAGGCACAGCCAAUGCUCAGAAAUUGCUUUUGCCAAUGUUGUAGAGCAAAUGGAAUAAUAAACAUGUUUUUAUUUGAGUAAAAAGGUUGUUUUGUAAAAGUGGCCUAUUAAGCACAAUGCGCCCGAUCCUGUUCUUACUCACAUUGUGCCUGACCGAGGGCUAGGGUCUGCCAGGAUAGGAGCUGUAGUAAGGGAAAAUGACUAUAGUAGGGCAUAUGGGUAGUAGUGUGUGUGUGAGGCGUGUGGUGUGUGUGAGGGAUGCAGUGUGUGUGUCUGUGUGUUUGUCAGAAGGAUGCAGUGUGUAUGUGUGAGGGGUACAGUGUGUGUGAUGGGUGCAGUGUAGGUGUGUAUGUGAGGGGUGCAGUGAGUAUGUGCGCAGGGUGAAGUGUGUGAGUGAAUGGGUGCAGUGUGAGUGUGUGUAGGGUGCUGUGUGUGUGAGGGGUGCAAUGUGUGAAGGGUGUAGUGUGUGUGUAGGGUGCAGUGUGUGUAGGGUACAGUGUGUGUGAGGGUUGCAAUGUGUGAAGGGUGUAGUGUGUGUGUGAAGGGUGUAGUGUGUGUGAGGGGUGUAGUGUGUCUGAGGGGUGCAGUGUUUGUGUGUGUGAAGGGUGCAGUGUGUGUGAGAGGUGCAGUGUUUGUGUGUGUGAAGGGUGUAGUGUAUGAAUGGGGGUGCAGUGUGUGCGUAUAUAGGUGCAGUGUGUGUGUAUGGGGGUGCAGUGCAUGUGUAUGCAGUGUGUGUAUGGGGGUGCAGUGUGUGUGUAUGGGGAUGCAAUGUGUGUAUGUGGAUGCAGUGUGUGUAUGUGGGUGCAGUGUGUGUGUAUUGGGGUGCAAUGUGUGAGUAUGGGGUGCAAUGUGUGUGUAUGGGGGUGUAUGGAGUGCAGUGGGUGUAUGGGGUGCAGUAAGUAUAUGGGGGUGCAGUGUGUGUAUGGGGGUGCAGUUUGUUCAUGGGGUGCCGUGUGUGUAUGGUGGUGCAGUGUGUGUGUAUGGAGGUGCAGUGUGUAAAAGUGUAUGGUGUUAUUGUGUGGGGUGGGGUGGGCAGAUCCAUAAAAAUAUAUCUAUAAAGGUUUUGAUUUUUUGUAUUAAAAAUAUAUAUACUCCCUCCCUUCUUCCCUUUGCUGAGGGAGAGGGGAUAUUUUAGCUCAGGCUAGAGUUCACUCUCGCGAGAUCUGGAGCGUUGCCACGAUAACCGCGGCAAUGCUCCGUUCUCGCAAGAGGAGGACCCGGAGGAGCUACAGGCGGAGCUCCCGGGUCCUCUCUUCCUCCCCCACCGGCUGCCAGCAAAGUGCUCUCUGAUCUCUGAUCUCCCCUCCAGUCCAGCAGGGGAGGGGCAGAGCUUCGGCUCUUUACAAUUUUCUUGGGGGGGAGGGGGAGAGGAAGGACAAUUGCCCUUUGCCCCCCCCCGGAUCCACCAGUUGACAAUGAUACUGGUAAUCAGUGGUGUAUCCUGGUAUCCUGGCUAGGCAGGACAAAACUCGGCGCCCACCCAAACCUUCCCCCCCGCCCCGCCCCGCCUUCUAAAUAUACACACACACACACACAUUCACUGACAGAUACGCAUACACUAGCUAACAGAAACACACUCACACUCACUAAGAGACAAACACACACUCACUAACAGACAUACACACACACUCACUAACAGACACACUCACAGGCAAACACACUCACACUAACAGACACACACACACACACACAGUCAGACACACACACACACUAACAGACACACACUGACUCACUAACAGACACACACACUAACAGAUACACACACACUAACAGACACACACACACACUAACACACACACACUAACAGACACACACACUACACUCACAUUAACACAUUUUUUUUAACCCCCCCCCCCCCCAGCCUCCUUACCUUUGGGAAUGCUGGGGGGGGGGGUUCCCUCUCUUCCUUGGGGUGCAGUGGCUGUUGGGCGGGCGGCUGGCGAGGGAGCACUUCCUCUGAGCUGUCUGCUCAGCUCCCUCGCGCGCCGCAGAGUGAUGCCGGGAACCGGAAUAUGACGUGAUAUUCCGGCUCCCAGCCUCACUCUGCGGCGCGCGAGGGAGUGGAGCAGACAGCUCAGAGGAAAUGCUCCUUCGCCAGCCGCCCGGCUGCCCGGCAUGUCAGUUAGAUGCAAGGCUAACAAGCAUUUGCCCUGGGCAUUUGGGGGCGGCUUUUUUUGCCGCCCCCUGGAAAAUGCCGCCCAAGGCAAAUGCCUUGUUUGCCUCGCGGCUAAAACGUCCCUGCUGGUAAUGCAUAAAAUAACCCACAACACUGGUGUCCUGUGUCCAUAUUGCAUCACUGGUGCUGCCCAAAGGGGGUGGACUCACUCCAGGGGUAGGGGUAGGUCAUACUGAAAAAUUGCCAGGCUACCUGCCAAUCACACACAGUCUGGCCCAGUAUGUGUGGACUAUGCAAGGAGCACUGUUUCAACACUCUCUGCAGGGUCCUAGUGCCACAAAAGCAAAAUAUUGCAGUUUGUUUGCAUGUUCUUAUAUAUUUCUAUGCCAGAUAACAAACUUUCCCUUUUAACAAAUGCCUCACUAUAAUUUACAAAUGCCAUCUUGGGGGAGAUAGCAGUGGUCUAUACAAGAUGCAAGAUUACUAAAAUGUCCAGUCAAUGUACAUAACAAUUUGCUUUUUCAAUAGAUCCUCCAAAUUGAAGAUGAUGCAGACGUACGAAAAAUUUGUCAAGCUGCAGAUUGGGUCCUGGACUGCCUGAUAUUUUUACAGACAGCAGAAAGUAUGUCACACUUAUUAACAUGUUUCCGUGAAUUUUCAGAGGCUUUGCUUUUAUUGAACAGUUUAACACAAAGACGGAUAAUGGACCUCAAAGAUUCCCUACAUCAGGAGAAUUUGUCAGGAACACUGCAAAUUCUCAGAAAGUGCGUCCCAAUGCUAUAUACAGCAACGCAGAGUAAUAUAACACACAAACAAAAUGAGCAAAUGACAGCUUCAAAAAAAUAUGUGUUUGAUCUUGCUGCGAAAACAGUACAGGAGUUGAAGCUUUUGUUGACUAAUGGAAUAAUCAAACAGAGUCAAGUUACCCAAAGGACAACAUUUUCUCAACAGAUACACCUUUUAACUGAGAUACUCACCAAUACAAGACCUUCUGAGCUGCACAGAAAUGACAUUGACUUCAACUUUGGGACCAUAGUUUUCUACUCCAUGUUUGUAGCUGAUUGUUCAAGACCGAAGGUAAAGUCAAGGCUUGUAAGUCACUGUCAACAUAUUUUAGAAUUUCGGAAAAAAAUAUUUGACCACUUAAUAGCAACAAGUGAUAGGUCACCCCAGGCAAAAAAUUAUUUUGAAUUAGAAAAUGUGUGCUACUCUAUGAAAGAUGAGUUGAACUGUCUCAAUGAAACUUUGGUCUCUGCUAUAUUUUAUCUCAUCCUAGAUACAUUUUCAGACGCCAAAGAUCCUUUGAAAAGAUUACUGAAAAAUUCACUAAAGACAGGCAGGAAAACAGACCAUCAUAUUCAAAACCCCUUUGCUUCAAAGUCAUUCCCACCUCUUCUCCAAGAAUUUCACAGUCACGCAAACCAGCUAUUAAAGGUAGCAAGCCUUGUCUCAGCUCAUUGUGCUGAGGAGAAGACCAAAGAGAAAAUUCAAAACUCUGCUGACUACUUACGCAGAGUUCGAGAUGACCUGGUUGCCCUCUUUGUAGGAAUUAGUAAGACUCAUUGUGUAAGUAAAAACUUGGAAUGGUCUCAAUCCAUUUAUCAUAGAUGGGCUCACACGAUAGACAAUUUGCUGAUAAGUUUUGAUGGGAUGGUGUCUGUGAAUACAUUUGUACAAAUGUCUGUUAAGGAAAUUGAGCAGAACAAACGUAGCUGUGAAGAGUUGUUGGGAAGUCAGGACUAUGAAACAUUUCGGCAACAUGCAGCUGAUCUAUGUGGUUUGGUAGUACGUGUUAUACAAGUUGUUAGCCGAUAUGUUGAUCAAAGCAAAGACCCCAUUUUUAGAAAUGGUUUGCGUGUCUUAGUUAGGCAACUGGAUAGCUCCUUGACUGAAACCAAAUCAACCGUAGCAAAAUGCUCAGAAUUUAUCUCAAGUGCUACAGCUCAGAAGUUUUUCUUGGAGAAAACAAAAUGUUUGUUUGAAAUGUUAUAUAAUGUACUAGAGGGAGUAAAUGGCUAUAAGCAUCCAGACUUAAUGAGCCCUUUAAGGACUGAAGUACAUCCCAAUCUUCAAAAACCAUUGUUUAUUGAUUUUUGUGAGUCUAAAGGGCCACCAGACAGCCAAGAUAAGACAUACAAGGACUUUAAUACAUGUUUAUUUUCAAAUGAAGGAUUUUUAAGCAAGCCUCUUCCUUUAUCCUCCUCUCCAAGCAGUGACUCAACGAGGAGCUCAAGUACCAUAAACAACAUGGAGCUUACAGACCUAAAGCUGAUGGUUGAUAACCUAACCAUGGCAGCACAGAAACUAGAUAACAAAGAAGUCUACACAUAUUGUUCUUCUCUUGUUGAAAUUGCCAAAACGUAUAUUGAUACAUCCAAAGAGCUACUCUCUCUCGAUGAGCUAGCGAACUCUGAGACACUGAACUAUAAUGAUAUUGAGGCCCUGGUCUCACAUCUUGUCCAGUUCAGUAAGAAUGGGAAUAUUAACUCGGUUUCAAACAUGGGUAGCCUAAUUCAAGCUGCUGUUUUCCUUUCACAUCGUAUUGAUGAAACAAAACAGAAUCUUGUCUCCAAGGUAAGGUUUUGGUAUGAUUUAUCUUACCAAGUGUUCUGUUCUCCUGAUAGAAGUGAUGUAGCUAGGAAUGUUCAAUUAUUUAGCAGAACUAUGCAAAGCUUAGAAGCAAUUAUUAAGAUAUUAAGUGAAUCUUUUAAUAGCUCUCAACAUGAUGAAGAACCUGCACUGUUCUCUGGAAAUCAAGAAUCCCAUGAUAAAAUUAAAUCUGGAUGGACAAAGUUGCAGGUUAUAGCCAAGUAUUUGUUAUCAAAAGGAUGCUCCACCAGACUUCAAGCAGACAAAGCAAAACUGGACGCCAAGUGUGUGCUCUGGUCAGCUAUUCUACAACAACUAUUAAAAUCUGCAGAUGAGUUCACUGGAGUCACUACUUUAUUUGUUCUUGGGACAAAACAUUUAACCAAUUUAAACAUUAUUGAGAGUAAUAGCCUUGCUCUUUUGUGUGAAACAUCGUUAUGGCUGCAAGAAGCAACAACUUUAUUGACUGCCAACUGUACUGUAGAAGGAGAACAUAACAAUAUUGUCUGUCUAAAAAAACAGGUUGAAUUAUUGACUGAAGCUAUUUUGAAAGCUAGGGACGAUACUCAUACUUCUACAUUUUCAUCUAUAUUCUUAACAGCAGUGAUUGUGCUUCAACAAAGAGAGCUUACAGUCAAGUUGAAAUUACUUAUGUACCAUCUGAAGACAAUUUACAAAAGAUAUCAUAAUUCAAUGCGUAAAGUGGUGGGUAUUGCCAUCUCAUCGGCGAACAUUUCAUUUGGCGACAAGAUAAGCAUAACAGAGAAUUUUGAGAGGGAAGCAAGUUUACUGGUUGAUAAUAUAAAAUUAACAAAACAAAUACUUGAAGACACUCUUCCUUUAGGAAAGCACAAAGACUUAAUUUUUCUGUCGGAACACCUAUUUUUUUUGACUAUCCAUAUUCUGGCGAGGGCAAGGGCUCAUGUUAAAAGCCAAUUAAGUUGGGAAAUGUUUAUGCUAGAGGCGAUUUCGCUAAAUUGGUCAGCCAAAGCCCACCAAUUAAUUUUACACCUUAAGCUGUACACUGACUUAGAUGAUACAACAUUGGUUCUAAUAAAACAAAGUUUGCAAAUGGAUGAGCCUUCUGGAAUGAAAGACAAUCACAGUUCAGACUCAUGUAGUAGUAGGAGUCUAAAAGACUCUUUAGUUGAAAGAAAUGUAAGUGAACAGAAAAAUGUUGUAGAGAAUGAACAGAACCAUUUCAACAAGAAAGAAGAAGAAAAGUCCAUUCAUAUGCAUAGCAAUAAUGUGGUUUAUGAGCAAAAUGCCUCCUGUGGAGACAAACUAAUAGAAACACAUUCAAGAAAAUUCAACAGUGUUUGUCAAGAAAAGCAAUCAAUCAAAAUACAACAAAGUGAAGAAAUACAGCAAAAGCAAUUGAAUGACCCGAAUUCAAGUGUAAUACAAAUAUAUGAGACGUUUAACAGGAUGCUUAAGACGGAUGAUAAUAAUCAAGAGCAGCCAACAAGUGACGGGAAAAUUCUAUCGAACAAAGAACUCGUGCAAACAAUCAAUGAGCAGUCAAAUGUAACCUUUAUUAAGGAUAUGGGAAAUCUACAAAAGGAAUUACCUAAUCAGAAAACAGAGAUCAUCUCUAUACAAGAAAUUACCAAUAAACAAACGGAAGGUUUAAACAAGGAACCAAGAAUAGAAGGCCAUAUAGUGCAAGAUCAAGCCAAUUUUAAACAACAAAUGACAUUUAAUGUGGCAAAACAAGAAUUAACACCUAUUAAAACGCAUGCAACCUUAAAGACGAACAAAAACAUAAAAAGACAAAUACAAAAAGUCAAAAAGGAAUCAAACAUUACUCUCAUUGUACAGGAAAUAGAAAACUCACUGAAAGCAUCAGGAAUUGAGAAACUGGAGACGGCGCCAGAGAAAGAACCCACUAAUGAAUCAAUAGGAAUUUUCAAAGAGCAAUAUGAAGAUGAAACACAAAGAGAAAAAGAAUUAGACAAGAUGGAAAGGAAAAUAACACAUAAGGUACCGCAAAAUUUGGUAUUUGCAAAAACUCAAACAGCUGUUAAAAGAGAUAGACAAGUGAGUGAAAUGAAUGAAAUUGCUCAUAAGGAAUCAAAUUUAACUUUAAUUGAAAAUGAAAUAGAAAGCUCACUGCAAACAUCAACCAAUCAAACGGCAGAGAUAUUCCUUGAGAAUGAAAAUGUCAGUGCACCAAUCAGAGUUUUCAUUGAGAAACCUAGAAAUAGUAUGUGCAGAGAACAAGAACUGGACAAUUCAAAAACACAAAAUAAACCCAAUAGAGUGGAAAGACAUUCAACAUUUGCAAGACCACACACAGCACUAAAAAAAGGUUUGCAUGAAAAAGUUUGUUGGUUGAAAUCAGCAUUGGUUAAAGAAAAUCAGCAAAAUACAGACCGUGGAAAACCUCAAAUGACUUAUUCUGGGGUAAAGAAAAAAGGCACAGUCAUUGGGGAACAGAAAAAGGUAACUCUUAUUGUAUUUUUUCAUAGUGAAACCGAAUUAGGAAGAAAUAUGUGCUAAACCUCCAAAUAUAAAAUAUGUUUUCUGAAUAUUUGCUCAGCGUAGUUCCGAUGCAAAAGCAAUCAGCACGAUAAAUAAGGUUACCAUAAACUGUAAGUGAUUUUCAAUGUUCUUCAGUGGCAGAAUUUGCAGGGGAGUGAUACUUUCAGUAUAUGAAUGAGCUGAAAAGUUUAAUUUAAUUGACAUUGCGAUAGUGGAAUAAAAACAACACUAUGAAGAACGGAAGCGUUAUGGGGGCGAUUCUGGAAAGUGUCAAACCAUUCACAAAUAAGUGAUGAGAUGGUGCCAGAGCGCCCUUAGCACCACUAUAACCAUAACCACUCUAUCAAGCUCUGGGUUUAUUUAACUACAUGAGUAGUCUGGUACAAUAUUUUUGUUUUUUGACUCAGGCAUGUGCCAAAUGGAUUUCUUAUAAUAUAGAUUAUGAAAGGAUCCAGAUUGAGAUAUUACACAAGACUAUAGUAACCCAGACCACUUCAUCUCAAUGCCAUGUCCACCCCAUUUUAACCCUGCAAGUUAAAGGAACACUAUAGGGUCAGGAACACAAACAUGUAUUUCUGAUGCUUUAGUGUUAAAACCAUUAUCUAGCCCCCCUGACCUCCUCUUCCCUCUAAAUAUAGUAACAUUUUGCUUUUGUUCAAGUCUGCAGCUGCUGGCUCUGCCCCUGAUCUGCCUGCUUGGCUGACAUAAUCAGAAGUGAUUCUCUGAGCCAAUCACAAUGCUUUCCUAUAGGAUUGGCUGAGACUGUCAAGGAGACAGAUCAGGGGCACAGCCAGCACAAGUCAAAAACAGCUCUGGCCAAUCAGCAUAUCCUCAUAGAGAUGUGUUGAAUCAAUACAUCUCUAUGAGGAAAGUUCAGUGUCUCCAUGCAGGGGGUGGAGGCACUGAAUGGCAGUGCUGCUCACUGUGUAGCACCCUUCCAGGAAGCACCUCUAGGAGCCAUCUAAGGAGUGGCCAGAUGAAUUAUCCAUAGGCUGUAAUGUAGAACUGCAUUUUCUCUGAAAAGACAGUGUUUACAGCAAAAAGCCUGAAGAUAAUGAUUCUACUCACCAGAACAAAUUCAAUAAGCUGUAGUUGUUCUGGUGACUAUAGUGUCCCUUUAAAACAUUGCCAUUCUGCAGAAUAGCAAUGUUUACCUUGCAGGGUUUAAAUGCCUCUGCUCGCUGUCACUCAGUCAGUCACCAGAAGCGCUUCCUCCAAAAAUCUGAGUAAAACUCUGCUAUUAGAAUCGUAUGGUCUCAUAGAGACUGAUUGACAUUUGGCCAUGCAUGCACACUAGCCUCCCAAUGCUUUUCUAUGGGAAAGCAUUGUAUUGGCUGAGAUAAUCAAUAUCGAUGAUCCAGCGCUGUGAGGGGGAAAAGGUAAGUAAAAUACUUUUUUUAAUCCAUAGAGGUGGGCGCUGGUAAAAUAAAUGACCACCAGGGCGCUAUAGUUCCAGUAAUACACAUUUGAAUUCUUAAUGCUAGAAUUUUUCUUUAAACAAGAAGCUUAAAAGUACCUCAUAGACUCUAACAAGAUUAUUUACUAAAGUGAGAGUUCAAAUAGAAUUCAAGGUAAAUUUCAAAUUUAAGGCCAGAGUAGUAGAACUGAAAGCAUAACUUACUUAGAGAAUUUUUUAAGAUUGUCUAUUUAGACCUUAUAUUUGAAAUCCACCAUAAAAUUGACUUUGAAUUCUCAUUUUAGUGAAUAACCCUACAAUAUUGUACGUAGUUAGAUGUUACAGGGUAUCUGGCUACUACAAUGAGACUGCUGACCCCUACGUUAACACCUGUUGAUUCGGGGGCGUGGCCAACUGAGAGACUGAACGGACGUCUCUAUGCGAGGCUCCGUGCUCGGAAAGCGAAAAAGAGUACUUUGGCCGAAAAAUACAGGCUUACCAGCUACCACAUUUCACCCCACACCAGCAAACACCUGUUGAUUCAUUUAACUUUACUGGGAUUAAGCCCGGGUCCAAGCUUCGAGAAGCAUGGAAAAGGUCUGGAGCCCUAAAACUCCCACAAGGGGUAUCACUGUCACCUCUAAGGAUCCCACCAGCAGCCACAUGGCUUGGACCUUCCCAACGUAGAGACUCAUAUACAGAUGUCUUUUUUGAUUUAAUAAACCUGGAAACGUCUUGUUUGCAAUCUCUUCUAUAAUGUAGCAGAAAAGUGGCGUGAGUCUAAUAUUAUGCAUUGUCCUAGAAGUUGCACAAUAUGUGAUGAUUAAAUCAAAUAUAUUGAUGUCACAUUGUUCUUUUUUUCACCCAACAGUUAAACUGUAGACCACGUGAAGAAACCCAUGCACACAACCAAAUGAUGGCUAAAUGUCCUCUGGCUGAUGAGCUGGAGACUUGGGAGGGUGAGAACAAUGUAGUUGUACAAAUCACCAGAGAAAUGGCAUCACACAUGUCUUUCAUGAUACAGUAUCUUAAUAGAAAAGGACCUAUAAAGGUAUUUGUAAUGGUAACCUGACAGAGUCCAUCUGUUUCUCUUCAGCUGUGUUUAGGCUAGGGCAUUCAUUGAUUGCGAUAGGAUCAUGAUUACACAUAAUGUCACAGAUAGCUGGAGAGAGGCAGAUUGGACAAAAUGAGCUUUAUGAUAGUGAAUUGUCCUGAUUUGAUGACGAAACUAUUUACCGUUCAGUUUUAGAAUUGUCACAUAAUGAUUACGCUGUAGGUAAGACUAUAUAUUGCGCAUUGCCUGCAUAUCACUCCAAUUAUCUAAUAUUAAUAUUUAAAUUGAAAGAUUUCAAUUUUGACAGAUUAAUGUGCACUGUAUAUUCACUUUUUAAAGAUACAUGGGUUUUUUACGUUCUAUAGAUUUUAUUGUCUAAAAUGUUGCGAGACCUUGGUUAUUAAAGGGUAUAUUGAUUAGAUUUAAGUAGAGGGUAUAUACACUUAGAACAUUGUUUCUAAACCUUUUACGGAGAAGUACCCUGGAAAAGUCUAAAAAAAAAAUCAUAAGUAAAGUACCUCUGCCUUGAGAAAGUAAUUUUGAAAUGUGUAGACACUAAUGUUUAAGUUAAUCCCAUAUUGGAGAAAAAAAUCCUAAUUAAAGGUAGUAAAGAACAUUUCUAAAAUAAAUAGGACAUAGGCUCAAAAUUGUGAAUGCAAGGAGGAGUGUAUGAAAUAUUAAUCUGAAGUACAAACAUCCCAAAAUGAAAAUAUAAUACACACAUAAUAGUUACACACAGAGAACACUGAAAGAAACACAAUUACACACAAAGGGCACUGACACACAAACAAAGUUACACACAGAGGAAACUGACAAACACAUGCUCACUGACAGACUGUCACGAUUACUAUAUGACCCAACACGUGAACUAUGUAACACAAAAUGAACAAGGACAAUGUAUACCGGGCCUUAGAAUGGCCGGGCUUAAAGUAAUAAAGAAUGGUCAAAAUACUAGCCGAGGUCAGGGACAUAGAAAGAGACACAACGAGGAAGCAAGCCAAAAAUCAAGGAUACCAUAAAUAAAGGAAAGUCAAAAUACAAGCCAAAGUCAAAUACCAAAAAGAACUAGAACGCACUCAAACCACGACAAGGACACUGACCAAAUGCUAUUUUGAGUUUAAAUAACCCUCCUAAGGUUAUGAUUGGUUGUAUAUAGCCUUUGAGCCCAAAAUGUGCGUGCAUGUUGUUUGCGUGACAUCACAUGCAUGUCGGCGCCAUCUUUGUUGAGGACAGAGGCGGGGCUAUAUUGCUUUGUGGGACCGCAGCGGCCGGCCUUGUAGAUUUAAUAUAAUAAAAUAAAAUAAAACAAAUAAUGAACACUCCUGUUUUUGAAAGUGGAUUGUAAAAUAUGAAUUUUGCAGAGCCAUUACCAAUUCGAAGUAACAAUAAGUCUAAAAAAAACUAAACCAAACUUGUGUUAGAAAACAUUAAAAACCUGUAAUUAUACCUAUAUAAAACACAUUAAAAAGGUGAUAACAUCCCAUAGGGAUAUCAUGUAGGAAAAACUUGAUAUAUUUAUAUUACAAUUACCACCACUGAACGGUAACAGUUUCUGUAUUCUGUGUGUGUCUUGAAUCUUUUGCUUUUAUUGAGACUGUCACUGAUAUUGAGAAAGCAACAAUUUGAUAAUUAAAUUACCAGAAGUAUGAUAUUCUGAUGUGUGAUCGGAGGCCAAAUAGUUAAUUUAUCUAUUUGACUGCAACACGAGCACUCUUUCCUAUACAGCUAUGUUACUUGCCCACAGAUUUCUUUGAUUUGAUUGGCCAUUAAUUAUCAUGUUCUGCCAUGAGUUUAUCAUUAUAGCAAUAAUACUUAUUUAGCACAAAUUAUUUGCAACAGUGUUGAUGAUGAAUUCUUUAGAAGGGAAGUAAUUACCUGGGAUUGUAACUCCAUGGGCGGUUGUCUUUUGGUACAUAUGAACAGCACCUUGAAUAUGCAGCACCUUAAUAAUGCCUGAGCAGGAAAGGGAUGGGGAAUCGUGCUUCCUAGCAUAUAAAAUGGUGUGCUAAAAAUCAUUUGGGAUGGCUCCCAUAGGGACUCUUUGAAUCUUUACUGAGCUGUAGUGGUUAUGGUUCUUAGAGUGCAGAAGUGCAAGGGUAUUUACAUGCCUGGAAUAAUGGAUUUGGCUUUUGUGCCAGCUUUGUGAUUGUCUACAAACUGAGCCAGUCAUAAACCCCACAGGAACUUCUAUUGAUGUCCAUUUCGGAUACACGUUUUGGGAUAUAUUUAGACAAACAAUUUGCAAUGAUAAUCAUAAGAUGACAUAAGGCAGCUUACGUUCCAAAAACUCUUACUAUACUUUUUACCUUCUUUAACAUUAAAUAUGAAUACUUAUAUCCUUUAACUUCACCUCCAACUCAAUACAUACUACUUUAUCUGGUCCAAUUGAAGGUACAAGUCCAAUAUGGAAAUAAGAACAUGUUUUUUUUUCCAUUGAUACGUGGUCUUUACUAGACUAGAGGAUUAAUUUAAUGAGUUCUAUUUUAUGUUGGAGAAGGAGUUGUCCCUGAUGAGAUAUGUUGGCUCAACAUGGCGGGACUACCCUUUCCUGAGCCCAUGAUGGAACUCUAAUUUGAUAUGUUGAAUCCAAAUUAAAUUCUAAAAUGCCAUGAAGUAUGAUGUAUUGUAGCUAUCAAUUCCACUAUUCCCAAUAGGUAUAUGACUAUUUCUUCUUGCAUGCUUUGAAGUGAAUAGCAUGCAUUGAAGUGAUCCACUUUCUUAAAACUGGUUUAUAUGACUGGAGUUAAGGAACAUUAAUAUUAUUUGCAAUACUUUCUCAAUGUAGACCACAGACCAGCUCAUUGCUUCUGCUAAAUGUAUAGCUUCAAAUGGGCAAAAUUUUGUAAAAUUUGUUCGGAUCAUGGUUAAAAACUGCCUAGACAAAAGGAGUUCAGCAGAGCUGCAGUGUGGUAUGGAACAAAUUCAAACAAUUAGCAAUCAACUGAACAUCGUUUCCAGGUAAAUAUUGAUAGAAGAAGACACUUUUGCAAGUUUUUGUAUCACAAAAGUAUUGCUUGAGUUACACACGGUGAUAUUAAAAGGGACGGUCGUUACUUUCGGGAUAGAACACAUUUGCAGAACUUGUGUGGAACCGAUACUUGAGAACAGACUGGAACCAAAUAUGGAAUAAAUGCCUUACUUUUACAUUUAAAUUUAAGAGUUAAAUUACUUUUAUUACCGUGUAUGCAGCUGUCGUCACACCUACCCAGGCUGUGACUUACACAACCUGCAUAAAAAAUAUAUGGUUUCAUACAGGAGGCUACUGCAGUCUAGCAAACAGGAUAAGACAUUAAACAGAAUUUGCAUUAAGGGAAGUGUAAAUAUUAGAUGUUUCUUUACAGGAAGUGUUAAGGAAGGCUGUGUAAGUCACAUGCAGGGAGGUGGGACUAGGACAGCAGAAACAAAGUGAUUAAACUAACCUAAAUGAUAGAGAAUUGAGCAGCGAGACUGUAGGGGCAAGAUCUAUACACUAAAACGGCUUCAUUAGGCUAAAGUUGUUUUGGUGACUACAGUGUCCUUUUAGGUUCAAUCCAGAGAUUUGAUUCCUUGAAGAUUAAAACGGACUGUGUGCCUAACCAAGUUGUCCUUCACUUAACUAGAAAUGGUGAUUCAUUUGAAUACACAUAUUCCAAUGGCUAGAAAAAUACCAAGCCUUCCUAGUGUUCGAAUACUUGAUACAGGACUAUAUUUAUUAAACGAGUAAUGCUACAUUGAAAAGGUACACUCAAAAAUAUAUCUAGGAUGCUAUGUCCCGGGGGUAUCAUGCAAAUUUUCCAGAAGCAAAUUCAGGUAGUGUUGAUUAGUAAAGAAGCUUUAUCCAGCAGGGAGCUUAAAACAAAUUGGAAUUAUUUGUUUUAAAGAUUAGAUAUAAAAUACAUGUUUCCUCUCUGAUACAUGUCACUCGUUAGAAAUUACAUGACAGCAUUUAUAAACCCUUACAAUUAAUUCCUCAUCAUACAAUAUUUAAAUUUGUGUUUUCACUUUUGGAUAAUAUUUUAAGGUCCCAAAAAAUGCACUAUGUGUAGUUAUUAUAUCCAUGAUGUGGCUUUGAAAGAGCAUAUUCAAAACUAUAUAUUUACUGCCAAAAUACACAGUAUGUGCACUAUAUUCAAUAAAGGGACAUUCCAGAUCACUAAUACACUUUAGUUCCCUGAGGUGCUUUAUGUGUGAUAAGUGUGUCCUCUUUUUUUCGGUUUACAAAAAGUGAUUUCAAUAAAAAUUGGUACUUUUAAAUAAACCUUGUUACAUCACCCUGGCUAUAAGUCAGGCAAAAGUUCCUAAUACAUCCUGGUUUGGUUAGCUCAGUAGAGCUAAACUCGAGAAGCAGCAAUUGCUCAGAGCACCUGUAUUGCAAAGACUUCUCAUUGAACUGCAUUGACAAGUCUCUGUUUUGACAGCCACUAAAAGUUUGGCCCGAGGAAGAAGAGGUCUUGAAAAAGGCUGCAGACAACAGAUCUGCAGCUUUUGCAAGAUGUUUUGCAAGAUGUUUUUAAAUAUAGCACCAAUAAAAAAAAAAAUCAUAAUACAUGCAUGCAUGGUUUCAUUGGUGAUAUCUACUAUAUAGUGAUUAGUAAUUUAUUUUAUAUAUUGGCAGUGUAGUCUCCUUUAAAGUGCUAGAAUGUAAUAAUUAUUCUGAAAAGCAUGUAGUAUGAAACUCAUUAUUGUUUUUUUCUCAUCUCCUGUACAGUGUAAAAGCAGCUACAGGAUGUGAUGAUUCCACCGGGGAGGAUGUUUUGGUGAAAAACGCACAGAACCUGAUUCAUAGUGUUCUGCAAACUUGGAAGGCUGCAGAAGCCGCUUGUCUUACGGUGAGCAAACCCAGAUGGUCAAAAAAAUAAAACGUACAAAAAUAAUAUAUGAAAAGAAAGGUUCUAACGUUUUCUAUAGUGCCAAAAAUGGAUUUUCAACUGCUGUAGGUACAAUAAUAAAGCCCUUUACUGCCCUGAUUCAAAAAAAAAAAAAGUAUUUUUUUUUUAAAUGCCUGUUCAAGCAUCAGCGUAAAUGUCUCUUUAACCUGUGAUCACUGCAUUAAUUUAAGAUUUGCUCAUGUUCUUAAAAGUAAACUAUACCUUAUGUGAUAUUGCUUGAUAUUUUCAUACAUGCAUACAGAAUUUCAUGGUUCACUCAUGACAAUCUACCUGCGAAUAAACCUAUAUUUGUAAAAUCCCAAGGAUAGAACUGAUUUUAAGUUAAUUGGCAGCGAUUCAAAGGGUUUAUUCACAAAAUGCCAUGCUGAUCAAAGAGUAGUACUGAGUCUGUGAAAAAUUUACUAGGCUAAUUAUGCCAGAUAAACUCUGUCUUGCAUCAUUUUGGGCAUUGCAGAUACGAGUGGAAAUCAUAUUGAAAGACUGUAAGUUUGCUAAACUUAGGGAAUAGGUCCAAAUUUGGAAGCAGCAGAGUUCUGUCAAAUUCUGCCCCUGAUCUGAGUCAAAUACUACAUUUUCCAUUGGAAAUUGAUCCAUCAAGACCAUUUUGUGAAAAGAGGUCUGCAGCAAUGACUUUUCACCCCUAUAUGGUAGAGCUACUCUUUACAGAUACACAUAGAAUUACUGCAUUACAAAGAAUUUAGGAACAACAAAGUUUGUAGAAUGCCGAUGUGAGUUUCUUAUAUUUUUAUACACAUCACACCCCAUUGCAGCUGAAAUUUCAGUGAGUGAUUAUUAACGGGACACUACAGUCCCCAGAACUGCUACUGCUUAACAUAGUGGUUCUGGUGUCUAUAUCAUGUCCCUGCAGGCUGAAUCUUUGAAAUGCUGCAUUUUAACCCUUAAGGACACAUGACAUGUGUGACAUGUCAUGAUUCACUUUUAUUCCAGAAGUUUGGUCCUUAAGGGGUUAAGAGAAAAGGCAGUGUUUACAUUGCUACCAAGUAACACCUCUAGUGGAAUUCAUUCAGAUAUUUUUUGUUUUCAUGCUGGCUGUGUCAGUCACAGCAAGGGGAGUUGUGGCUAGCGCUGCACAGAAAGAAACAAAAGUGACCUAACACCUAAAUGGCAGAUAAUUGAGCAAACUUGAAGGUCAGACAAGGCACACCAAGGCAAACUCUGCAAUUGUGGAGAAGCACAAGCAAGGAGAAGAUCACAAAUGCCUCCUUCCCACCCACAUUGCACUCCUUCCAUUACCUUCAGUGCAUUUAUUUUCUAUUAGAAAAAACAGGAAAAAGAACGAAGCCUCCCUCGCUGGCCCGGAGCCAGCACGUGCACGUAUGCGUUAGUGUGUUUAUAUGUGUGUGUUGAUGUUUUUGUAUAUCUGUGUAAGUACGUGUGUGGCAGUGUUUGUUUGAAUUAGCAUUCUUCCUAGAAAACACCAACGCAAUAUGCAGACACACCCCAUGUAAUCAAACAUUACAUCCGAACACCCCUGCAUUCAAACUCAAAAAUUAUAUACAAAACCCCUUCAUUCUAACACCAACAAAACACACAAAAGCACACAUUACAUGCAAACACUACACACAAUUACACCACUGCAUUCCAAUGGCAACAGUACAUACAAAUACACACUUUCAUGCACACACACAUACUCUAUGUAAAAACAUGCUUACAUUCAAGCACACCAACACUGCUUACAAGUUCAACACUGGAAGGAUGUGCAAAUGGUAAAUCCCCACCUGGUAUAGCACCAUGAUAGUUUGACAGAUGGGAAUCUACCCUUUGGCCACCCUUGUUUUCGAGGGAACACAAACAUUUUCUUCCACUAGGGCCCUCUCUACAUAUGUUCUGCCACUGCUUUUUUUGUAUAUAGUAAUUACAUAUUUGAGCAAAUUAUCUUGCGUAAUCAGCAGGCAGUCACUGGGGAUAAAGAUCAUAUAAUACACUUCCACUAGGGAGGGACCAGGAGCUGCUGCUGUUCUGCUCUGCUACUUCCAAGAUGGCUUCUUGCUUCUCUCUCCUGUGGGCUCUGGAAUCCCACCACCUCUUGGUGCUAAGAACCAAUGUGGCCUCUGAACAGAGAGGCCAAUAGCACUCAGGGGCAGCUGACGGUGCUCCAUGAAUCACAGCUCAAUGGAAAUCCCUACUUCCUCACAAGAAGGACCCUGCAGAACUGUACCCUAUUACAGAAAUAAAGAAACAUAUCCCGAUAUUUGGCUGACCACCCUCCCCUCUAGAAAAAUAAUCUUAGUGUUUCUAAAGUACUGCAAAUAUUUUUUUCCCACAUACAAAACUGCCCCAUACGAACGGGCCUCCACUGGUGUGCAGUGAAUGAAGGGUGCUGGGACUAUAUAAUUUCUCGUUCUCUCUGGUUACUUACUGCACCCUGCUCAGAGCUCCACUGUCUCCCAUACUGCAUUCCUUUACAGCCAAACUACAAAACUGGUAGAUGGUUGAGGGGGAUUCACAACAUGUAAGGGAAAGAUGUGUUUUUGAAGGGAAAAAAAAAAAGUGGGAGUGAGGUGGGUGCAAAAAAAAAAAUAUAUGUAUUUGAAGACUUUUUUUUUUUUUGGUUCCCCAAUCCCAAUUUUUUUUUUCUUUUUUCAUUUUCCAUACAGUACACAGAAAAAUAUAUAGAAAGAAAAAUAUAAACAAACAAUAUUGCAUGGCAACACAUUAAGACAAACACCUAUGGUUUCUACCAUUGCUUUACUUUUUUUUUUCUUACAAAUUUUUAUAUUUCUCACUUAUACAACAGGGCACUGGAAAUCCAGCAUGUAAUAAAGAAGAGGCAGAUGUUGCGGUUUUCUGUUCUUAUUUACGAAAGAAACUGGGUGAAAGAAGUAAAGAGUUUUCAAGCUUCAAUAUGUGA